This is a messenger RNA of Danio rerio (zebrafish), 1085 nucleotides long. The record is from RefSeq and is a predicted model, not a curated record. Lineage: Eukaryota; Metazoa; Chordata; Actinopteri; Cypriniformes; Danionidae.
GUUUAGAUUAUAAGCAGGAAGUUUUGGGUGUUUCUGUAGGUACCAGUGAGCUAAACGGAAGACUCUGGCUGGUUUGCCUAGAUCAGGAGUGAAACAGAAAAAAAAAAUCAAGACAAUAUGCAGGAGAACAACAUUGACCAACCACCACAUCUGAGCAUUGUUCUGCUGGGUAAAACCGGAUCAGGAAAAAGUUCAGCCGGAAACACCAUCCUGGGCCAGAAGAAGUUCAAGAGUAAGGCUUCAGUGGUGUCAGUCACUAAAACCUGUGAGAGAGGAGAAGCAGAGAUUAAUGGAAAGAAGAUCUCCGUCAUCGACACCCCCGGACUGUUGGAUUCAACACUGACAGAACCAGAAAUGAAGGAGGAAAUAACGAAGUGUGUAGAGAUGUCUGCUCCUGGUCCUCACGUGUUUCUGCUGGUCAUCAGACUGGAUGUGAAAUUCACAGAAGAAGAGAAAAACACAGUGAAAUGGAUUCAGGAGAACUUUGGAGAAGAAGCUGCUCGAUACACCGUCAUUCUGUUCACUCAUGCUGAUGCACUGGAGGAUCAGCUACUAUAUGGGUAUAUCAGUCAAAGUGGUGAUCUCUGGGAUCUUCUUUAUGAGUGUGGAGCCAGAUAUCACUCAUUCAACAAUAAAGACAUGAAUGAUCGCUCACAGGUCGCUGAACUGAUGGAGAAGAUUGAGAAGAUGCUGGUGGAGAAUGGAGGACAGCACUACACUAAUGAGAUGUAUGAAGAAGCCCAGGAGAAAAUUGAAUUGGAUGCUGCUAGUCAGAAAACUAGACACUAUGCGAGAAUAGCAACAACAGUAUUGGGAGUGGGAUCAAUAGCAAUAGUUGGAGUAACAAUUGCAGCAAAUGCAGGAAUACUAGCAGGAUUAACAGCAGCAUUGGGAUUGAUAACAUUAGCAUUAGCAGGAAGAGAAGGAGAUGAAAGAGGAAGAGCUGAAGCAUUAGCAACCCUAGAAGUACUCUCAACAGUAGUUGAAGGAAGAGGAAGAGCAUUAGCUGGAGGGCAGGGAAAUUAAUCGAAUGUGAUAUUCGUGCGCACUUGCCAGUAGAGAUGGCUCUAGUAAAUCUAAACUCU